AUGGACAUAGACGGACCCGCCCCUCCUGGGGCCGCUGCUCCCACGCCCAGCAGCACUCACACGCCAGAGAGUCUGCGACAGCGUCAACGAGAUCGCCUUUCCCCUCGAGGUCGGUUCGCGAAGACAAGUCGCAUAUCGGAGAGUGUGCGAGAGAUUGAUCCGUCACGGAAGAAUGGAAUUACACUAUCGCCAGCCCCGAAGCCCAAGGCCAUUGGAACCCGAUCGUCGGACUUGAUGAAGAAGAAGCAAUUGCAGGACGGCUUGCGCAAGGAAAACAGUGUCAAUCGACGUGCUAGGAGAGACGCAGAGGAUAUGAGAUAUGAUGUGACGCCAGACGGUGGUUCAGCGGGACGAGAAGGACGACAGUUCACGGUUGCAAAGGUUGGCAACAAUGGCAAAAUAUAUCUUCGUCCUACAAUUCGUCCUGCAAAUCAACGGUACCCUCAGCCGUCGUUCGUUUUCCCCAUCACCCCACCAAGCACUGCUGGACUGGAUGCAUUGGUAGCACGCAACGAGGCCGAUGACUCUCAACGAGAUAGUCUGUGGACUCCUACGCGUUCACCAGCAACGCCUGCUCAACGUGAUCGCGAUCAAUACUUUCCUCAAAUCAAAUCGCCGACUCAAAAACCGCGCCAUAAACGUGCGCAUUCAUAUUCGACCGUGGAUGAGCAGCACGUACCGGUAUUAGACUCGGAUGCAGGUGCUUUCAAGGUGGUAAUUGAGAGGCCAGGGACCGGACCAAAGCCUGCUGAGACUUUCAUUGGAAUACCGACACUUGAGGUCCCAAUACCUUCAUACAAGUUAGGCACGCCUAGAUUCAGUAUGCGCGGGACGGCAUUCCUUCGAGGAUCGUCCUAUACCACCACCGAUGACAUGCGGUCUAGCGUCUUUUCCUACAAAGAUGCAUCCCGAGAACAAAGUACCGAUCGACGACCGCGAAUCCUUUCUCGGCGUCACUCCGACGCGUCCCCACAACCUUACCAACCUGCUGUUCCCGCAAGUCCUUUCGGUGGCUCGAACCAGUCCAUUGCCCCUGGUAUCAUUCGACAAAGGACAGCCAUCACUCCUGACAUGUUUGACGCUCUUACUUUCAAACCAGAGUGUGAUCAUCCUUCCGUCGUCCGAUACUCAGCGAGUGGAGGAAUAAGAGCGGCGACUCCAGCGCGCCUGGUAGCUGAGAUCACCUCCCCGACCUUCGUAGACUAUGACUUACUGUCUGACUUCUUUCUCACCUUUCGCUCGUUUCUCGAGACAUCAGACUUAUUGUUCAUGCUAAUCGCGCGUCUCAAGUGGGCCUUGGCUAGAGGUGACGAGACUGGAACGGUAGUCCGGGUCAGAACCUUCGUGGCGAUUCGACAUUGGAUUUUGAACUACUUCCUGGAUGACUAUGUUGUUGAUUAUGACUUGCGGGUCUCGUUUUGCGAUCUGAUGAACAACUUCGCCCGCGAUAUAGACCAAGAUCCUGUACGCACGAAGAUUCCAUUGAAGAUUGUUGGAGAACUGAAGAAAUGCUGGAGGAGAGUGUGUGCAUUAUAUUGGGAUGGACCGGAAUUCGAUGCAGACCUUGGACCUGAUAUUCCUAUCCGACCUGGAGGAGUGGCGGGUUCUCGAAAUCCAAAACUGGACCCGAGCUUUUGGGAAACACAUCCAAAUGGACCUCCAAGAUUAGACGGUAUCAUUGAACCAGAUUUCAUCGAUUCCGAAGCGGAAGCUGCCGAUCGUCAAAACUUCUUUGCAGAUGUUUCUCGUGCUGGUCAUCUCGAUACCAUGAUUAUGCCUCACCAGAUUCCGACGAUCCAGAAAGAAGAUCCUUUGGAAGAUCCUCCUCUAUCGCCUACAAGUAUAAUGAGCGAAGACUUCGUCUCCUGUUCUUUCCCAUCACGUACGCGAGCAAACGGAGGCACAAACCCUCUACGUGCUCAUCCAGUCCCAGCAAGCUCAAUCUAUGACACGUCACCUCACGUAGCAACAACGCCGAGAGCCCUCACUGGCAAACGAGUCCGGCCGACGCAUGCACAUAAACGGAGUGCAAGCUUCUCUGAUUCGCUUAGGGAUAAGAGAGCGCAGCAACAACCUGUUCACAAGGUUAUAUACAAGAGUACUGAGCUGUUCCUUGCUCUUCCUUAUGCUGGAAGUCUCGUCAGGGGAAAUCUUUUCCCGCCCGGACAGGCCUUUGUCGAAGUCCUCGCUCCCAGUACACCUGCGGAAAUGAAUCGCCAGACGACAUUAUUUCCUGGCACAGGUGCAAACCAGAAGGGUCCUUCUGCUAUGUCUGGACCUGGGAUGAAAAAGCUCUUGGGUAGUGUUCGUCGUGCAUUGAGUACUAGGACCGGCCAAAGUCCGAAUGCAUCUCCAACGCAAGGAAGCUUUCCUAACAUCCCUCCACUGGGAGUUAGAGGUGCGACAAUCAAUCGUCUUCCUGGUACCGCAAUUGUCCCGCAAGCUCGUCCCCGCAAUACUAGCGCGAAAGCACCUAUGCGUAUCGAUCUGCUAGGAGCAGAAAUCGCUGAAGACUUUAAAAAGGCUGUCAGAGAGGAUGCGGAAGCAGAAGCAGAACUACGAGCAGCUGCGGAUCACAAAUCAACCAAGAGCAGUGAACACGAGACUGCUCUAAACUACUCUGUGAUGGCUCCAGACAUUACCUUUGAAGAUUCCCGGCCUACUCCUCAUAGAGCACCAGUCAGUGAGAUGACCACCGGCAGCAAAUCAAUAGUCAUCGUAGAUGAUACACUGCCUACCGAUCUGCCAGUGAUGACAGGGGCCUUGCCAAUGAACCCAUCUGUCGAUACAUUUGCCGAUACGUUUAUGCAUCCGUCUGGAGGACCUACACCACCUUCAACACCCCCAGAUGCUCCUCUUGGAACCCCACGACGAUCAUCCCAUCUCCUGGGCCAACAUACUAGGACUCGAUCACAUUCCUUCGAGCAGACCCCUUCUCUUGUGAAUGAUUCUCGGCCUUCAGGAGAUGAUGGCCGUUCGCCAAGUCAUAGGCCACCAGGAAGGCUCGCAAUGCGAGGAGCUCGAGGUCAGUCGUACAAGUCAAAACGAUCCCUAUCUUUGCGGCGCUAUGCUUCUUACCACAGCGGCUUUACUCGAGAUCUCAGUGAGCGCAGCUUCGAUGCCUCAACUUUCUCCGAAGCUGAGGACGUACACCGACUCUCAGAUGUACCGUCAGUGCCCUUGCCUCUUCGAGUUCUUCGAAGACGUCCAGGAGGUGAUCUGCGAGCAGUCUCCAAUGUUGGGGAUCUGAACGCUCAUCCUCUCCGAAGACCAAUGUCAACAGGAUCACUGACGACCUACUCGGAGUCUGUUCGCAGCUCAUACUUAUUCGGACAUGUGUCUAGCGAUUAUGUUGACGUUCCUCAAGAAGAGCAACCCCAGACGACUUCGACGUUCUCCUUGGGAGCAUUGGCAGAGUCUUCGCCAAAACCCCGUGCUUCACUUUUCAGCACGCACUCUUCUCAACCAGUCAUGCGCCCAUCAUUUGAAAAAGAAGCUCAAAUGCUUGCACAGAUUCCGGACGACGAGGACGAUGACGGUGGAGUUGAAUCUGCGCUUUUGAAGUUAGAGGGCAAGUUUGAGAAGAGACGCUCUGAUGUAUCUGGACAAACUCAACCGCAAGAGCUCUUAGCGGAUGGCAACAGCUUCGGUCGCCAAGUCAGCACAAUCGACGAAGAAGAGGAAGAAAAGCGACGCCACCGACAGAAGCAUGUUCUUGAGACUGGGAUGACAAAGACUCCACCACCAUUUAUCGAAACAUAUCGACCUCAGCAGGUCUCCAAUCUCGAAGAACUAAAGCCUACAGUCUAUCAACCUCGAAGAAUGCAACCUCCCGCGUCUUCAAUGCUCAUCUCACCUAGAUCAGUCGAGUCCUACAACUCGAUACCACUUUUAGAAAGAGGCCUGACCGAUGAUGGCAACGAACGUAGAGAACGCAACUGGUCGGAUCAUUCGAUUCUACGAGAUGCAAGCAACGAGAGAGCUGCUUUCGAGUUUCAGACACCUGAAUCUUCCCAUGUCAACUCGUUUGACUUCAUCGAAGAGACUGACAGCAUGAAGAGAAUUGCCGCAGGAGACACGAGACCAAGUGUUAGUCAGUCAUUUCUGGACACUGACAGUGAUGCACGUAGCGAUCUUUCGUCCGAAAUAUCCAUGGAAAUCAUCUCAAGAACGGAGUAUACUGCGCACGACUCAACUUCUACCCGAGCCUUUCCUCCCUUCCGCUCCGGAACCAACAAAGAAAAUGAUCUUCCAUCUCAUCCCUUGGCUCAUCCUCCAUCGCCUCCCAUGACGUUAAUUCAAGCUCUUCAGUUGUCCCCCAACACGGCUCACAUUCCAAUGGUUCAUGAGGGCCAAUUAGACCAGCAGCAGAAGCAGCACAAGGCACUUCCGCCAACGCCAGAGAUUACUCCUACUGCCACCUUUCCCAUUAAAGGAUUUGGAGGCACUAGAGGAGCUUCUCCAACCAUGGAUCCUCUCAGGUCACAUCAAAUUCCUGAAGCAUCUCGCAAAACUUCAGUCCAUUUGCCUUUCACUUUGGCAUUUGAUUCGCAGGUUCUUGCUCAGCAGUUCACCUUGAUCGAGAAAGAUGCUCUGAAUGAGAUAGACUGGAAGGAUCUCAUCGAGAUGCGUUGGAAGGAUGCCUCAACAGAAUCUCGUUCUUGGGUUGACUUUCUUCGCGCUUCUGAACCCCGCGGAGUUGAAGUUGUCAUUGCCCGGUUCAAUAUCAUGGUAAAGUGGGCUGUAUCGGAGUGUGUGUUGACCCAAGACCUCGGAGAGCGUGUGCGGUGUAUCAUCAAGUACAUUCAUAUUGCUGCACAUUGUCGCAAGUACCGCAAUUUUGCAACUAUGACUCAACUCACUGUUGCUCUUACCUCGAAAGAUGUUGCGCGUCUCACAAAGACCUGGGCACACGUACCAGCAGCUGAUGUACAGACCUUGAAGGAACUUGAGACUCUUGUUACGCCAACACACAAUUUCCACAACUUGAGAGCUGAGAUGGAAGGCGCUGGAGGUGAUCAAGGAUGCAUUCCUUUCGUCGGAAUCUACACUCAUGACUUACUUGUCAACUCGGAAAGACCCAGCCAAAUUGCAAGCACACCAACCACGGAGCCGUUAGUCAACUUUGAGCGCUGCCGUACUGAUGCUACGAUUGUCAAGAAUCUACUGAGAUUGCUGGAGGCCAGUCAACUGUACAGAUUCGUUCCGAUCGAGGGGGUCACAGAGAGAUGUUUGUGGAUGGCUGCACUCUCUGACGAAGAGAUUUCUAGAUACGGAAAGAUCAUUCAGCCAUGA
Molecule: messenger RNA, 5295 nt
Organism: Mollisia scopiformis
Lineage: Eukaryota; Fungi; Ascomycota; Leotiomycetes; Helotiales; Mollisiaceae
Product: ras GEF
Exons: 2
Coding region: 1-5295 (1764 amino acids)
Biological process (GO): Ras protein signal transduction; positive regulation of GTPase activity
Cellular component (GO): plasma membrane
Molecular function (GO): guanyl-nucleotide exchange factor activity
Source: RefSeq, a predicted model, not a curated record